CAUAAACGUUCACUAAAGAUUGAAAAUACCUGCCUUUCAAAUUCAAUCCAUACCAAAGAGAAUAUCCAUGGAAGAGCAGCCAAGUGAACUCACCGCAACUGUAACCUCACUUCCUUAGCCAAGAAUGAAGGAUUUUGUCGUCAUCCUUGGCAGUUCCUCCAUUUCCAGCCCUCCAACUCCCACCAAUCUCCACCACCAUCACCGCCACCGCUCUUCAUCCAAGAAAACCAACUCUUCUUUCCGCAAGCUUUCUCCUUCAAGAAAACAAUGCCAUCCCGUCUCUCCUUCAAUCUCCACCGUCCACUCUCAUCAACACCCUUACCCUCUCCUCUCCUCCACCGCCCGAUGGAACCACGCUUCACGCCGCGACUCCCCGCUCAAGUACUACGCCGACCUCGCUUCGAAGCUGGCGGAGGAUGGCCGUCUCGAGGACUUUUCGAUGACGGUGGAGAUGGUCGUUGCUUCGGGGGUUAAUGCUUCGCGUUUCGCUUCUAUGUUGAGUGUUGAGCUUGUUUCUAAAGGGAUUGCUUCGAGUGUUCAAGAAGGGAAAGUUAAAAGUGUUGUUCAAGUGUUGAGGAAAGUUGAGAAGCUUGGGGUUGCUCCUCUGAAGUUGGUUAAUGAGUUUGGUUUGGAUUCGUUGAAAAGGGAGUUUCAAAGGAUUUUGGGUUCUGGCGAAGUGGAGGAAGCUGUUGAUUUGUUGGAGGCUCUAAGAGGUUUUCAGUUCACAAUCAAGGAACUAGUGAAUCCAUCUUACAUUGUAAAAAUCUGUGUUGAUAAACGAAACCCAAACCUGGCAAUAAGGUAUUCUUGCCUGCUGCCACAUGCCCAUAUGUUGUUCUGUAGCAUUAUAUGCGAAUUUGGAAAGAAGAGGGAUUUGGCAUCUGCAUUGACAGCAUAUGAAGCGUCCAAGAAGAACUUGAGUGGUCCUAAUAUGUAUCUCUACCGUGCAAUAAUUGACACUUGUGGUCUUUGUGGUGAUUACAUGAAAUCUAGAAAUAUUUACAAGCAGGACUUAGUCAAUCAAAGGGUCACUCCAAAUAUAUAUGUAUUCAACAGUCUCAUGAACGUCAAUGCUCAUGAUCUGGGAUACACAUUAGAUCUUUACAAGGACAUGCAAAAUCUUGGUAUCACAGCAGAUAUGGCAUCUUAUAACAUCCUUUUAAAGGCAUGCUGUCUUGCUCACAGAGUUGAUUUGGCCCAAGAUAUAUACAACGAAGUAAAGGAUCUGGAGUCAACAGGAGUGCUGAAGUUGGAUGUCUUUACUUAUUGCACAAUCAUUAAGAUCUUUGCAGAUGCAAGGUUAUGGCAAAUGACACUGAAGAUUAAAGAAGAUAUGCUCUCAACUGGGGUUACCCCUAAUACAGUUACAUGGUCAUCAUUGAUCAAUGCAUCUGCCCAUGCAGGUCUAGUUGUGCAGGCAUUUCAAUUAUUUGAAGAGAUGAUUCUCUCUGGAUGUGAACCUAAUUCACAAUGCUGCAAUGUUCUUCUACAUGCUUGUGUUGAGGCUAGCCAGUAUGACCGAGCUUUUCGCCUUUUCCGCUCCUGGACAGGAAGCCAGGAGGGUAAUAUAGAUAGUAUGUUAAGUAAAAAACAAGUAAACAGCGUAUCUUCAGUUUCUACUACAUCAAACUACAUAACUACUUUGCAUAAUCCGAGUUCCGUAAAGAAGUUUUCUUUCAAACCUACUACAGCAACAUAUAAUAUUUUAAUGAAGGCAUGUGGUACUGACUACUAUCAUGCAAAAGCUUUAAUGAAUGAGAUGAAGUCUCUUGGCCUUUCACCUAAUCAUGUAAGCUGGACGAUUUUGAUCGAUAUAUGUGGAGGUUCAGGCAAUGUUGAAGGUGCAAUUCAGAUCUUGAAAACCAUGCAUGUGACUGGAAUUAAACCGGAUGUUGUUGCAUACACAACAGCAAUCAAGGUUUGUGUGGAAAGCAAACGGUUGAAGUUAGCUUUUUCGUUAUUUGAAGAAAUGAAGAGAUAUAGUGUUCAACCUAAUUUGGUGACGUAUAAUACACUUUUAAGAGCCCGUAGCAAAUAUGGUUCCUUGCAUGAAGUACAACAGUGCCUUGCUGUAUAUCAGGAAAUGCGGAAAGCGGGGUACAAAUCCAAUGACAUUUAUCUCAAGGAACUCAUUGAAGAAUGGUGUGAAGGUGUAAUAAACGAAAAUAACCAGAAACAAGAAGGGUUAAGUUCCUGCAAAAGAACUGACCUAGAGAGACCUCACAGUCUACUGCUUGAAAAGAUUGCAGUGCACCUGCAGAUGAGCACGGCAGAAAGCCCAGCAGUUGACCUUCGUGGACUUACAAAGGUUGAAGCUCGGAUAGUUGUUCUUGCUGUUUUACGAAUGAUCAAAGAGAACUACGUCCAAGGGCAUUCAGUAAGAGAUGAUAUGUUGAUAAUCUUAGGAGUCAGUGAAAAGCGUGAGGAAGCAGCCAAUGUAAUAUCUGGGGUGAAAGAUGCAGCAAUGAAACUUCUGCAGGAUGAAUUGGGGCUUGAGGUACUCUUGGUUGAACCUCAAGUUAAAAAGGAUGGAUGGGUAGAUUUGCAGACUCCUGGUGCAAAUACAGUUUUAUUGGAAAAAGCUGGAAAGAACAGUUUAUCAUCAAAGCCCUUAUCUUCUACCAGGAGACCUGUGAUUUUGCAAAGGUUAAAGGUUCUGAGGAAAUCUUUGAACCACUGGCUCCAAAAAAGGACAGAUGUUAUUAGAAGGUGAGGUGUCUAUAUAUAAAACUCAAUUUUGUGCAUUGUUUUUUAUAUAGUAAUAAUUAUUUAAAUACAGAUAUAAAAGAGAAUAAGAGAGUGAACUGUAGGAGUGUCAAGAUUAAAGAUGAGGUCAACUGUAUAGUUGUACUGACCAUAUUUAACUCGAAUGUGAUGAAAUAAAAUGGAGGUCAUUUCAUUUGUA
Messenger RNA from Gossypium raimondii (Peruvian cotton), 2905 nucleotides. Its product is annotated as pentatricopeptide repeat-containing protein At5g02830, chloroplastic. Lineage: Eukaryota; Viridiplantae; Streptophyta; Magnoliopsida; Malvales; Malvaceae. The record is from RefSeq and is a predicted model, not a curated record. The transcript is spliced from 12 exons. Gene Ontology annotation, molecular function: protein binding. Bases 125 to 2713 code for a protein of 862 amino acids.